UGAGUUGAGCAGUACAGAAUAUACAACACAAUACACUCCCACUCUCUGCAAACAACUCCACUUCUGGAUCUCAACUCAAUUACAAAUUCAUCUCUCCUCUCUCUCUCUCUCUCUCUCUCUCUCAAUGUCUUCACCUAUAAACCCUAACCAACAACACCCCCAACCAACAGGCCCUCUCCCCCAAUUCUUCAACCCUAUCCAAAACCCUAACCCUAAUCUAACCUCCUCACCACCCGUCGCCGCCUCUUAUCCACCGCCCUCCGGCCCCUACGCUUAUCCCCCGCCACAACAACAACAAUUCCACCACCAACGCUCAAUUCCUCACUCUCCGCCUCCUCUCCUACCGCCUCAGCAGCCUUUCCCCAACUCCAACCACGGCGCCCGCCUCAUGGCCCUACUUACCAAUCCUAAUUCCGAAGCACCAAUGCCACCUCAGCUCCAACCGACUUCCUCCGGCGGUUCCGAUAUUUCGAUGACUCAGAACUUGCCUCCUUUACAGGUGGUGGCGAAUGCGAGUAAUGUGAAUGUUAAUAAUAUUGUUAAUAAUGUAGGUGGAUUGGUGCAUUCGAGUCCGGUGAUGAGAAUGCAGAGUAGUAAGUUACCCAAAGGGAGGCACUUGGCUGGUGAUCAUGUUGUUUAUGAUAUUGAUGUUAGGUUGAUGGGAGAGAUGCAGCCUCAGCUUGAAGUUACGCCCAUUACGAAGUAUGGUUCGGAUCCUGGCCUUGUUGUUGGAAGGCAAAUUGCGGUCAAUAAGAGUUAUAUUUGUUAUGGAUUGAAAUUGGGGGCUAUUCGUGUGCUUAACAUUAAUACUGCGUUGAGGUCGUUGCUAAAAGGUCUCUCUCAGAGGGUCACAGACAUGGCUUUCUUUGCUGAAGAUGUUCACCUGCUGGCUAGUGCAAGUGUAGAUGGACGUGUAUAUAUAUGGAAAAUAAUAGAAGGUCCAGGUGAGGAAGAGAAAUCACAAAUUACAGGAAACUUAAUUAUGGCUAUUCAGAUUGUAGGAGAAGGGGAUUCUGUUCAUCCCCGGAUUUGCUGGCACUGCCAUAAGCAGGAAGUUCUCGUAGUUGGGAUUGGAAGAAGUGUUCUGCGGAUUGAUACUACUAAGGUUGGGAAAGGUGAAGUAUUUUCAGCGGAUGAUCCUCUAAGAUGCCAUGUUGACAAGAUGAUAGACGGGGUCCAGUUUGUUGGUAACCAUGAUGGAGAAGUUACUGAUUUGUCAAUGUGCCAAUGGAUGACUACCCGAUUAGUUUCUGCUUCUUUGGAUGGCACUAUAAAAGUUUGGGAAGACCGCAAGUCACAGCCUAUUGCAAUACUGAGGCCUCACAAUGGGUUACCUGUUAAUUCAGCCACAUUUCUAACUUCCCCUCACCGCCCAGAUCACAUUGUACUUAUUACUGGGGGUCCACUUAAUCGUGAAGUAAAAAUUUGGACUUCAACUAGUGAAGAAGGAUGGCUGCUUCCUAGUGACACUUAUUCGUGGCAGUGCACCCAGACUUUAGAAUUGAGGAGCUCUGCUGCACAUAAUACUGAAGCUGCGUUCUUUAAUCAAGUUCUGGCUUUGUCACAAGCAGGUCUUCUGUUACUAGCAAAUGCCAAGAAGAAUGCUAUAUAUGCAGUCCACUUGGAAUAUGGUCUCAAUCCAGCUGCAACCCGCAUGGAUUAUAUUGCAGAGUUUACUGUUACAAUGCCAAUUUUGAGCUUCACUGGGACGAAUGAUUUGUUACCACAAUCUGAGCAGAUAGUGCAGAUUUAUUGUGUCCAGACACAAGCCAUUCAACAAUAUGCACUGGACUUGUCUCAAUGUUUACCACCCCCAUUGGAGAAUGUGCUUGAGAGGUCAGAUUCUAGUGUGUCACGGGGUGUAACUAGUACUGAGGGUUUGACUACUUUUGAGCCGAGUGUAAGUAAACCAGUCGAAACCCUUUCUACUAGUUCACAACCUGGCCAAGCUAUACAUGAAAUUAGCUCAGAGAGUGUGACAUCCACAAUAAGAAAUCUCGUAAGCUCCUCGGAGGUAGCCAAUUUACACGAAGUUUCAAUAUGUAGUACAGAAUCCAGACCCCAUCCUUUGUCAGUGGUGAAUAGUGAUAAUAAUAUAGCAUCAAUUUCAUCAUCGCCACCACCACCACUUCCUCUAAGUCCUAAGUUGUCGCCUAAGCUCUCUGGUUUGAGAAGUCCAUCGAGCAGCUUUGUGCCAGGGUCGCAGCCUAAUGACUUCAGCAUGGAUCAGAAUAGUAAUGAAUAUACAAUCGACAGACAAAUGGACGCACAUCAAUUGAAUGCUUCGGAUUCCAUUGUCGAUGAUGAUCCCAAAGGAGAUGGGAAGAAUAUUCCCCAAGAGGAUAUGUCAAAUGUGCUCAAUGAUCCUAUCAAGUUUAAGCACCCAACUCAUCUAGUAACUCCUUCUGAGAUAUUAAGGGCCACCUCAUCCACGGAAACAAAUCAUAUAGAGUACAAGGGUGAGGAAGAGCCAGAUAUACAAGAUGUAGGUGUCAAUAGUAAUGCACAUAAUGCCGAAGCUGAGGUUAAGGUUGUUGGUGAGACCCAUAUCAGUGAGAAUGAAGAACUUGCCUCCCCGGGAGAGCUUGAUGGAUUUGCCACAGAUAGGAGGGAGAAAUUGUUUUAUUCUCAAGCAGCAGAUCUUGGUCUUGAGAUGGCAAGAGAAACCCAAACCUUGCCACUUGAGCCAUAUAUUAUCGAAGAAUCUAGACAGGUGGAUGGGGCCAGAGAAUCUGAUGUAGUGGAUCUUCCGUCAAGUAAGCAAGAAGAAGUUCAAGACUCCCUAGAAGAUAUAUCUGGAAAGGAUGUAGAAUCAUCGAUGCCUGUGACAGUUGCAACUCCUGCACAAUCAACAAAACGGAAAAAACAAAAAACAAAAAGUGCUCAUGGAUCGAGUCCGAUUUCUUCAGCCCCAAGUGUUUCUAAUUCAACAGACUCCUAUCAUGAACCAGGUGUUAGUUCUAGUGCCCCCUCUGUUGAAGCUGCUUUUUCACAACUUAGAACCAUGCAGGAGACCAUAAAUCAGCUUCUAAAUAUGCAAAAAGAAAUGCAAAAGCAGAUUUCAGUGGCUGCCGCUGUACCAGUAAAUAAAGAAGGCAGGAGACUGGAAACAGCCCUUGGGAAGUUUAUGGAAAAAGCUAUGAAGGCUAAUUCAGAUGCUCUGUGGGCCGGUCUUCUUGAAGAAAAUGCAAAACAGGAGAAGCUGUUGCGAGAUCGGACUCAGCAAAUAUUGAAUUUGGUGACUAAUUCUUUGGCCAAGGACUUGCCAGCAGCGUUGGAGAAAAUGGUGAAGAAGGAAGUAGCUGCAGUUGGGGCAGCUGUAGCCCGCACACUGACUCCCGCAAUUGAGAAAACAGUAUCGAUUGCAAUAACAGAGGCUUUUCAGAGGGGGGUAGGCGAUAAAGCAGUGAACCAAUUGGAGAAGUCGGUAAACUCUAAACUUGAAGCUACUGUUUCCAGGCAUAUCCAGACACAAUUUCAGACUUCUGGAAAACAAAUUCUUCAGGAAGCAUUGAAAUCUAGUUUGGAAACUUCUGUAGUCCCUUCGUUUGAGAUGUCAUGCAAGGCCAUGUUUGAACAAGUUGAUACUGCAUUUCAGAAGGGAAUGACUGAGCAUACAAGUGUAGUCCAACACCAAUUUGAAUCUGCACAUUCACCGUUGGCACUUGCUUUAAGGGAGAUCAUUAAUUCAGCAUCAUCAGUGACUCAAACUAUUAGUAGUGAACUGGUUGACGGUCAGAGAAAGUUGCUAGCCCUAGCUGUUGGAGCAAGUUCCAGUUCUGCAGAUCUAUUGGUCAGACAACAGAGUAACGGAUCUAUUGGGGCUCUUCGUGGCGAGAUUGAGGGGCCUCUGGAUCCUAGGCAAGAACUAUCCAGAUUGAUUUCUGAACAGAAGUAUGAAGAGGCUUUCACUAUAGCACUGCAAAGAAGUGAUGUUUUCAUUGUAUCUUGGUUAUGCUCUCAGGCUGAUUUAAGUAACAUCUUGUUAAGGAAAACACUUCCAUUAAGCCAAGGAGUAUUGCUCUCGCUUCUGCAGCAGUUGGCAUGUGAUAUUAGCAGGGAUACAUCUCGAAAACUUGUUUGGAUGAGAGAUGUGGCGAUGGUGAUAAACCCAGUUGACCUAAUGAUUGUGCAACAUGUAAAGCCAAUUUUUGAGCAAGUUUAUCAGAUCCUAAACCAUCACCUAAAUCUUCCUACCACACCUCCCCAUGAGCUUUCUAGUAUGCGCCUUGUGAUGCAUGUCAUUAAUUCCUUGCUCGCAACAUGUAGUAAAUGAUGCCCAUAAUUGCAAUUCUAUUUAUCUAUCGUCAUAAGAAUACAAUACAACUGGUUAAAAGUAUCCACUGUAAGUUGUAGGCAUGAUAGUUUUUGCAGUUAGUUUUGUCGGGAUCUCUGUAUUGUCCAGAUAGCUGAAGACGGAUGAAGGAUGUAUUAUAUAUGUGAAGUACUUGUAUCGUUUCAGGUUCAUAAUCUGAGAUGCUGUUGAUAGAAGACAAUUUAUCUUUUUGUUUUAUACCAUUUUAAGUACAUCUGACAUUUUUAGA
This is a messenger RNA of Daucus carota subsp. sativus, 4544 nucleotides long. RefSeq names its product enhancer of mRNA-decapping protein 4. The transcript is spliced from 12 exons. Lineage: Eukaryota; Viridiplantae; Streptophyta; Magnoliopsida; Apiales; Apiaceae. Gene Ontology annotation, cellular component: P-body. Gene Ontology annotation, biological process: deadenylation-independent decapping of nuclear-transcribed mRNA. Bases 125 to 4276 code for a protein of 1383 amino acids. Gene Ontology annotation, molecular function: protein binding. The record is from RefSeq and is a predicted model, not a curated record.